CGUCGCUGACGUUAGACAUUUCAAACAACGAAAGUUGUGUAGUUUGGUUUAUCAAUCGCGUGUAAAACAGUUCAAAAAUCUGGCCCAAAUUACACGCUUCAAAAAGAAUAUAAAGACAUUGUGUUGUGUCUCCUAAAGAGAAAAAUAUUUAAAAGAGAAAGCGAAGAAGAUAAAGAAUUAAUUAAGUACAUAACCAUCUAGAAAAAACGAAAGUUUCAAAGUAUUUCAAUCAAUUGUUAUUUAUGAAAUUGAAUUUGCGAAUAGGAAUCGAUUUUGUAAACUUUUAAUUCAUGUGUACAAAUUCCCUUUAAAUACAUCAUCAACACAUCUUUGAUAAAGAUUGGCAACACGAUGAAUUUACCACGAGUGUACUUUGACAUAACUGCAGAUGAUAAGUCAUUAGGACAAAUUGUAAUACAAUUACGUCCUGAUGUUGUACCAAAGACAUCAGAAAAUUUUCGUGCACUAUGCACGGGAGAAAGAGGCUAUGGUUAUAAGGGAAGUUAUUUUCAUCGUGUAAUUCCCAAUUUCAUGUGUCAGGGCGGUGAUUUUACACAUCACAAUGGUACAGGCGGAAAGUCAAUCUAUGGUGAAAAAUUUGAAGAUGAAAAUUUUGAACUCAAGCAUACUGGAGGUGGUAUAUUAUCAAUGGCAAAUUCUGGUCCAAACACAAACGGCUCACAAUUUUUUAUCACCACUAUAAAAACACCUUGGCUGGACAAUAAACACGUCGUAUUUGGCAAUGUUGUUGAAGGAAUGGACAUUGUAAGAAAAAUUGAAAGUUAUGGAUCUUCAACUGGUAAAACAUAUCAGAAAAUUAUGAUAGUAGAUUGUGGUCAAUUAUUUUGAACAUUGUAAGGUAAAAAAGUUUAUAAAUUUUUAAUUUAAUUAAAAUAAAUUCUAAAAAUAUGAUUUAUA
Cataglyphis hispanica is the source of this 918-nucleotide messenger RNA. RefSeq names its product peptidyl-prolyl cis-trans isomerase. Bases 352 to 849 code for a protein of 165 amino acids. Lineage: Eukaryota; Metazoa; Arthropoda; Insecta; Hymenoptera; Formicidae. Gene Ontology annotation, biological process: protein folding; protein peptidyl-prolyl isomerization. The record is from RefSeq and is a predicted model, not a curated record. Gene Ontology annotation, cellular component: intracellular membrane-bounded organelle. The transcript is spliced from 2 exons. Gene Ontology annotation, molecular function: peptidyl-prolyl cis-trans isomerase activity.